Molecule: messenger RNA, 1416 nt
Organism: Schistosoma curassoni
Lineage: Eukaryota; Metazoa; Platyhelminthes; Trematoda; Strigeidida; Schistosomatidae
Source: the annotation of a GenBank genome assembly
AUGAAUGCGUCGGACUUAUCGAUUAUAGGAUGUCGCGUCAUUAUAAUAUCUAAGGCUAAGAUAAGAUAUGAGGGGAACCUUCACUCCAUAGAUUUUGACACGCCCAAUGAACCUGUUAUUACUCUUUCAAAGGUUUGGUCUUUUGGCACUGAGGACCGCCCUUGUGAGCGACCAGUUGCUCCUCGGAAUGAAGAGUAUAAUCAGGUGGUGUUUCGUGGCCGGGAUCUAGACGAUGUACGUGUCGUUCAAUCUUCUGUAUUUUUAAAUGAAGACUCAGCAAUCGUUAGUGCAGCACCUGGGUCUGCUUCGUCCCACCCUCCUGGACUCCCAGUAAAUGAAAUUAGAGGUCGCUUGGAUCUUAAUCCUAGUCGUGUUUCUACUGGAUGCUCAGAAUUGUCUCCCAUACCAGCAUCUCAAUCUGUCUCACUUGAUAGCCUAAAUCAGAAUACCUACCCGAACAGUUCUUCGUACCAGAUGCCUGCAGUUGGUUGUCGGCCGGCUCCUAUAGGGACCGUUCAUGCUGAUAGCCCCCAGGUUUCUGAUACACGUGGCCAAAGACCAUUUGGGGAUAUGCGUAGCGACAUAGACCCAGGGAUUUUCAGCACAUCUGGAAGAGGAGGUACAAGUUCUAGGGAUAUUCAAGAGUCUGGAAUAGGUACUUCUAGACAUCGUGCUGUCUUAGGAUCUGGUGUGCAUAACGACUAUCCACAGCCAUGGGCUAAUCGAGAACAAGGGGUUAGAAAGGGUGACACUCACAAAAAUACACCUAAUUAUUAUCAGGGGAAUGAUUACUCAAGAGAUAGACGCGGAGGAUAUAGUCAACAAUGGUCAGCAAACCAUCGUGGCUCCAGGGGUUCUGGGCAUACUUAUGGUGGUUGGGGUGGUCGGUCAGCGGGUGGUCAUGAUUGGCCUAAAUUCAGGUCAAAUGCAUCUACAGUAAAUGAGCACACCAACUUUUCGGUAGAAUAUGACUAUGAAAGAGCUAACGCAGAACUUGCAGCUGAGUUGGAAAAAAUAACGAUCAGCACUAAAACAGGUUCGUCAGGUACUUCCGUCGACAACGCGGAAAAUGAUGGUAGCAGCACAACUGAGGAUGAAAACACGUGCUAUGAUAAAUCCAAGUCGUUUUUCGAUACUAUUAGUUCCGAAAUGAUGGACCGCGCAAAUGGCCUAAAUCCCCAAGGAAUGAACAGACGGUACGAGAGACUCCUCAAUUCAGCAACUUUUGGUACUGUUCCACAGCAGUAUCUCAGAAGGACAGGAUAUCACAAUCAACGUUCUUUUGGAUAUGGCCAAAAAAGAGGGGGUAAUUCAUCUAGUGGUAACUUCUGGCGAUCUAGUGGUACUGGAACCAAUAAGUCCCUAUUCUCCAAUUUAUCAGACGCACCUCUUCCAACAUCUGGACGAGCUGGUUGA